Candida dubliniensis CD36 is the source of this 2364-nucleotide messenger RNA. It is a transcript of the gene SEC10, whose product is annotated as exocyst subunit. Gene Ontology annotation, cellular component: exocyst; cytoplasm. The record is from RefSeq and is a predicted model, not a curated record. Bases 1 to 2364 code for a protein of 787 amino acids. Gene Ontology annotation, biological process: Golgi to plasma membrane transport; exocytosis. The transcript has a single exon. NCBI's taxonomy places the organism in Eukaryota, Fungi, Ascomycota, Pichiomycetes, Serinales, Debaryomycetaceae.
AUGAGUUUUUCUAUUUAUGAGCUAGAUGAAAACAUCAAGAAGCUACUAACGGUAGACAAUUAUCUCAAUGGGUUGUCGGUCAAUGAUUUCAUUGAAGAGAUCAGUAAAGAUCAUUUUCUUAAAGGAGCCGAAGUCAACAAUAAAGCGUACCUCGACCCCAAGCCAUACAUCAGAACCUUUGAAAGUACUUUGAGGGAGUUGAAACAGUUACAAUUAGAGGCCAAUGAACAGCGAGUCAAGAAUGAAAGACAAGUGGAUUCAUUUGAGUUGAAGCAUUCAGAGAACGUGUUGGAGUUGAACCACCGAAUUGACGAGGCAACCAAGAAAUUUGAUAUUUUGGACAACCAGAUCCUGGACGUGUCUACACGGAUUAAUCCAUUAGGGAAUACAUUGAACAAGAUUACCAACUCCCGUGACCGGUCAUUGGAGACGAUUUUCUUAAUUCGGGCGUACCAUGGGUUUUUCAUGAAGGAGCAGUACUUGCCAUUGGAGACGUUGAAGAAUAGCAAGAAGCUUGAGGAUAAGUUGAAAUGUGCCAAGACAGUUCGGAAUUUAUUGAAUCUAGCCAAAAAAGUAUCUGACGAGAAGCUGCCGAAAUCGAUAAAGUGUAUAACUACUAUUGAGCAGUUUGGAGAAAACAUGGAGAAAGAGUUGUUACGAAAGUUUGAGAUAGCUUCAGAGGAUGAGGACGAUAUUGAUUUUGAUAUGAUGAACCAGAUUGCCCAGAUUUUGUUUGAGUAUAAUGAAGGCAUAAAUGUUAUUCAGACGUUUGUUAUUAAAAAUGAUAUUGUGGUUGAGAAUGAAGAGAGGAUGUUGGGGGAGCAAGAGUGGGCGAUGUUGUCGGACUCCACCAGGACAGAUUUCAAGAUUGACGAGCAGGCGACGUUUGAUAAUUUAAAGUUUGAGAUCAAGUCACGAGCAAGAAUUAGUAAGAAAGUGUUUGCUGACCCGACACCAGUCAUCAAAAUAUUUAUUCAGAGAAUGUAUGCUCAGAUUAUUAGAAAUAAGGUGACAUCGUUGUUACAGAAAUCGUUAGCGGUAAGUCCUUUGGCGCAUGUGAGAGUGUUACACUCGUUGUACACGUUAGUUGGUGAUUUCACAGAACAGAUUAAAGAUUAUUUGACGACAGAAGAGUUGGAUAAGGAUCAGGAGCUUUCGGCUAUUCUUGAUCAGUCGCAUAGUGAUUUAUUUGUUGAGUAUAUUGGUGACAAUGUUUAUUUCAACCGUGAAAAGAAGAACCUUGAAGAGACGAUUUAUGGGAUUGUUCAUGAAUUCAACACUGCCAACGAAAGUAUAAUUACCAGCAAAAGUUUGGCCACGAGAUUGGAGAAUCUCGACAACACCCAGAAACCAGAGAAAGAUAGAUUUAGUUUUGUGUCUGAGAAGAAGCGCAUGAACCAGUUUAAACAGUAUGUCACCGCCAAGCUUAAGGAUCGUAGUGGAUCGAGAAAUUCGGAGCCGGAGCCGACAUUUAUGGAGUGCAAGUCGUUGAACAUUGGUAGUGUUGAGACGGUGUUGAAAUCGGUGAUUGAGUCGGUUGCGCGGUUGCUUGAGUUGGUCCCUACAAAAUCAGCUGAAUAUGCAUUGGAAGUGUUGGAGAUCUUGAUUAUUGAUUUUGGUAAGCUUUAUAUUGGGUCUGGUCUUGAGGUUGUGUAUGAUGAGUGCAAGAAGAAUGCAAACUUGGAUUACUUGUCGUCGUUUGCAACCAUUAGUGAGCUCUUGUUUUUGAUGUCGUCGUGCAUCAAGAGAAUUAUAUUGCCGAUUGCCACCAACAUCCCAAGCAUAAAAACCAGAAUGAGCAAUAUGGUGAAUGGGUUUGUUGGUCAGUGCGAGACGUCUUUGAAUGUUAUUCUUAACGACACGUUAGAUCAUUUUCGAGCCAAGCUUCAGUCGCAGUUGGCCAAGCAAAAGAAGAAAGAUUUUAAUUGCAACAAUAUUGAGGAUGAUACAGAAGCGUGUGAGCUAGUUAGUAACUAUUUGGUGGAGAUAUAUACCAGUAUUCUGCUGGCGAUGAAUGGGGCCAAUCUCGAAAAGAUCUUGAUCAAGAUUGGGAUGGAAGUGUUGCACCAGUUGUUGGAGCACUACAAGAAGUUUACUGUCAAUUCGAUUGGGGGCAUUGUGCUUACCAAGGAUGUGAUUCGGUACCAGUCGGUGAUUGAUGGGUGGCAGAUUCCUGAAUUGUCGGAGCAGUUUCAGAUAUUAAGAGAGAUUGGGAAUUUGUUUACGGUGCAGACCGAUUUGGUCAACUCGUUGGUUACAGAGGGCCAGUUGGCAAAUAUGAAGCCGUACAAUGUCAGGCAAUAUAUCACCAAACGCGCCGAUUUCAAUCCAAGUUAUGCAGAUAAAUUUUUCAAGUUCAAAUAG